This is a messenger RNA of Acanthosepion pharaonis, 642 nucleotides long. NCBI's taxonomy places the organism in Eukaryota, Metazoa, Mollusca, Cephalopoda, Sepiida, Sepiidae. The record is from the annotation of a GenBank genome assembly.
AUGAAUUUUUUAUAUAUCUAUCAAUCCGUACCUGUCAUUCCGCCCGUCCGUCUGUGUGUCUCUCGGUACCUGUCAUUCCGCCCGUCUCGGUCUGUCAUGUGCUUCUCUCGGUACCUGUCAUUCCGCCCGUCUCUCGGUACUCAGGUCUGUCAUUCCGCCCGUCUCUCGGUACCUGUCAUUCCGCCCGUCUCUCGGUACCUGUCAUUCCGCCCGUCUCUCGGUACCUGUCAUUCCGCCCGUCUCUCGGUACCUGUCAUUCCGCCCGUCUCUCGGUACCUGUCAUUCCGCCCGUCUCUCGGUACCUGUCAUUCCGCCCGUCUCUCGGUACCUGUCAUUCUGCCCGUCGGUACCUGUCAUCGGUACCUGCGCCCGUCUCUCGGUACCUGUCAUUCCGCCCGUCUCUCGGUACCUGUCAUUCCGCCCGUCUCUCGGUACCUGUCAUUCCGUACCUGUAUCGGUACCUGUCUCCGCCCGUUUGUUGUAUCUCGGUACCUGUCAUUCUAUGCCCGUCCGUCAUUCUGUCCGUCCGUCUGUCUGUCUGUUUAUCCGUACCUCUGUCUGUUUAUCCGUACCUGUUAUUUCGACCGACGAUCUCUCUGUCCGUUCAUAUCAGCCAGCCUGUCUCUCCGUCCGUAUCAAUGA